This is a messenger RNA of Lagopus muta (rock ptarmigan), 1107 nucleotides long. It is a transcript of the gene USP50, whose product is annotated as ubiquitin specific peptidase 50. Lineage: Eukaryota; Metazoa; Chordata; Aves; Galliformes; Phasianidae. Bases 1 to 537 code for a protein of 178 amino acids. The transcript is spliced from 5 exons. The record is from RefSeq and is a predicted model, not a curated record.
AUGGCAGGAAGGAAGGAAGGGGGCAACCCCCGCUGUGUGAAUGCAAUUCUGCGGUGCCUCUGCAGAGUGUCACUGCUCUUAGAGUAUUUCCUCUCAGGAGAAAGGCCAUCUGAAAUUUGUUUAUUCUUCCCAAGGGAGAAUGGCAAAUCUGCAACCACCUUUGGCUGUUCUGCAUCUGAUGUAUGGCUGAGAGAGCCCAGCUGUAUUUCCCUGGGGGGUUUUUGUUCAGUCCUUGGGGAGCAGUGCCCAACUGUCAGCAAGAGGACUCAGUGGGAUGUACAGGAGUUCAUCUGCAUGCUGAACAAACUCCAUGAGGCCCUAAAGAAGGAAGACACUGCAGUCAAGGCUACCACAGCUGAGGUGCCAGAGGUAGAUUUGUACCUCUUUAAUUCAAAAUUUUAUUUCAAGUUUGAGAGGCAAGGCAACUACAAAAGGAAACUCUUCACUGACAUCUGCUAUCCACUCAGCAAUAUGGAUCUCUCUCCAUAUAGUUACACAUUUUUCUGCAAGAACUCAGGUACAGCUUGUGUGCUCUGAUGUUGAGCUUUGCCUUUCCUACUUCUAUGUGUAACACCCUGUCCCGUGUAACAGAUAAAGCCUGGGUUUGUUUGGACUUAGAGCUGCCUCUGCUCCAGGCACUUAAACAUCCAGCAGCUUGAAAAGCACACACGCAUACAAAAACCUCAACCAAACAACCAGCACCUCCCCACCGCUCCCAAUUCAGUCUACAAAUGCAUCCGGUAAACUGAAGUUUCCUGAACAAAACCAUCAGCACCUGAACGCCUUUUUUCAUCAGGAAGUGGUACACCCUCCUGAAAAAAGGGUGCUUGGCUUCUUUUAAUUGUAGUUGGAGCACAUGAGAGAAACGGUCCCUCUUUCCUUGACUAAUCAUCUACCAGUAACAUUUAUAUAGUUGAUGUUGGAAUUGUAUUACUGACUACUGUCAGCCUAAAUUAAGCCUAUCAUCGUGCAUCCAUUGAGAAAUGCACAACAGAACCCAUGUAAGUUUCAUCUCCAGCCAGAGACAGAGUAGUCACAGCAUGUAACCAAACAGAGCAGUUAGCACCUCUCUACCCUUCUCUCUUGCCACAUCCCAAUUUUAAAAGC